Bursaphelenchus okinawaensis is the source of this 6350-nucleotide messenger RNA. Lineage: Eukaryota; Metazoa; Nematoda; Chromadorea; Rhabditida; Aphelenchoididae. The record is from the annotation of a GenBank genome assembly.
AUGGCAAAGACCAAGAAAGACGCCAUAACAACAACACGAUACACACCGAGAUACACAUUAGAGGCCAACCGGGAAGUGAACAGUUUCUGGUUGAAUAUGAUCAACACAAACACCAAAGCAAAAGUGGCAGCUCCAGAGUGUCCGGAAGGAAAGGAAGCUCGUGAGUUUCUGCCAUACUUGUAAUCGUUCAAACAGGUAUAGCCUGAGACCAGCUUGUCAUGGUCCACAUCACAUUCUCCAAUCAGGUCGGGCUUGCACAUUGCAACAAAGUUUGGCCGUAAUCGUCCCACGGAACAUUUGAUGAUCUCCAAUAUUAAUGUCAACAACCAAUAACACAUCGAGUAGUCCAAGAAAGUGUAAACAGAAAAAGUAGUAAUAGAUACCAUGGUAGGAAUGUCCGUCUUCUGGUGGGCAAUCAUCAAUCCAAGUGUCAGACUGGCCGAUGGUAGGAAUAAAGUGAUGAGAAGUAGAGGAACAGUUGACACAGUGUUCUUGUGAAGAUCAUGUUGAAUACUGACAUCAGAACAGUUGAAAGGCGUGUGUGGAGGUUCAAAAUACUUCCAUCCAAUACAUAAGUAACAUGAAAUAGUCAAGCCAAGGAAUAUCGCGCAGUCUAAUACAGCAAACAACCAUAAAUAAAUAACUUGAGUCCAGGUCCACGUCUUCUUAUGUUGCCUAUGCACAUAGUUACCCGAGAUAGUGUAAUAAGACCAGUUGAUCAUAACAACAAAUAAACUAUACUAGUAAAUACAAUUUACAACAUUUUGUCGAAUAAAUUAAUAAAAUAAUUAUAUAUACGGAAGGCCAAGCCACUUAUUUUCGUGUCGGGGCCUACACGAACGGUUGGCGUGUUAAUUUUUUUCGUUUUUCUAAAAUGCGGUUUGAUAAAUUGGGUAAUUCGGAAUGAAAACUGGAAAAUACUAAUUUUAAUACCUUUUAAAAUUUUAAAUAAGACACGAACUUUUAAUAUUUGCGAAGUAUAGUGUGAUAAAGGUUGACACAGGACGUCAUUUUCCCGUCAUAUUACUUAUCAGUUCGUCUCUGUGAAACGAAUUCCAUUUAAUUCUCUAUUUCAGUUAUGGUCAAACUAAAGGACACUCCGGAAGACGGCAAUUUAUUGCCAACAGUGGAAAUACCGGAAAAGUAAGUAAACCAUGUCUCUUAAUAUAUUUUUGGUUUAGGAAAGCUACAGCUAAAGUUGAUGAAGUUGGCACACUAUCGUACAUAUCUUUCUCAUGGAUAUUCUCGUAUCUUUGGGAUGCGUACAAGGGAAGAAUAGAUGAACAGGAGAAUUGGCCUGUUAGUAUUUUUGAUUCAGCUAAUCUAAAUUGUACAAGGUGGGUUACUGUUAUCAAUAACAACAUUGUUAAUUCUAUUAUCUAUACUUUCCUAAUUAUUUACGCUUUUUGAGUGUUUACAGAUUGUUUAAUUUAGACUCGAACAUUUGUGGAAUGAGGAAGUUAAGAUUAAUCCAAGUUCUCCAUCUUUGUUUAAGGUGAUAUUGAGGUUUAUGCGAGAUCGACUGAUAAUCGCAUGUGUCAUCUUCUUAUUUUGUUUGAUUUUUGGUUUUAUUGGGCCAACUUGCUUAGUCAGAGGUUUGGUAUCUUUUACUGAACGUCCACCACGAUCUAAUGAAGAGAUCUUAUAUACAACCGGGUUUUAUCUUGCCAUCGCUAUUUUACUUGUAAGUAGUUUCUUUAUUUUUAUAUAAAUUUUUAGGAUUAUGUUAAAGUAUGGUAUAUUACAUUAUUUAGGUUGAAAUUUCACGAGUCUUAAUGUACGGAGCGACAUGGGCUAUUAGUUAUCGUACUGGAAUCAGAGUACGAGGUGCCGUGCUAACUCUUCUGUACAAGUCGUUAAUGAACUCUAAAACUUUGAGGGACAAAACUGCAUCAGAAGUGAGUUACUUUACCUUGGAUAUUAAGUUUGUUACGAACUUUACACCACACUAUUGUGUCUUAUUUAAUUUGAGGUAGUUAAUAUCUUUGCCAAUGAUGGUCAACGUAUUUUUGACGCAGUAACUUUUGCACCAUUGGUACUAAUGGGACCAUUUGUUAUCGUUGGAGGUAUUGUGUAUUUAGUCAAGGUAAUUGGGCUGUGGUCUUUGGCUGGACUAUCAAUUUUCUUAGUGUUUGACGCCAUUCAAGUGUUUUUGGGUAUAACUUUGGUCAGAUGUCGAAAUGAAGCUAUAAAGAAGACUGAAGAACGCGUAAGUUGGUAAUAAAUGUUAAGGUGUUUGCUUUAAUUAAUAUUUUUUUGCAUUCUUAUUACCUAAAUUAACUUUGUUUUGUUAAAAAUGGUUAUUUAGAUGUAUUUAAUGGGUGAAAUUCUGAAGAACAUCAGGUUAAUCAAGAUGAAUGGAUGGGAAGAUGUCUUUAUGAAAAAAGUUUCUGGUAAGACCUCUUCUUUUGGGGGAUAUUUUAGUUAGUGUUUAAUUUUAAACUACUGUUUAUUACUUUUAGAUGUGAGAUUCGAAGAGAAGAAUAACUUGCAAAAGGCUGGCUACGCUCAAAGUUUGGCUAUAGCCUCAGGAACUAUUGUGCCUGUUGUAGCGACUGUAGUCACUGUGGUAUCUGUUGUCUACUAUGGUUAUGAUAUUCUCGCUAGUGAUGUAAGUGUGUUUAUUAUGUUUUAUUUUGUGAUUAGAUAUUCUCUGCCAUCACUGUUUUCUUCGUCAUGUUGUUUGGCAUUCGGAUGAUUCCAUAUGGAGCCAGGUACUUGGCUGAAGCUCGAGUCGCUAUUUCUCGAAUUCAGGCUUUGCUGCUGUUCGAUAAAUAUCAACAUGGUUUAUCAGAAACUCAAACACAAUAUGCUGUAGCUUUGAAGGACGCAUACUUUUCGUUUGAUGGUGAGUAUAAUUGUAUUUUAUAGUUGUUAGUGUAUUGUAUAAGCUCGAAUAUCAACGAAACUUUUACUUUUACAGAAAAUGAAAAGGCCGAAACUCCAAGUGAAGCUGAAAAGGUAAACGAACAAAACAAGUUCAUCUUGCACGAUCUUUCGUUAACUGUUGACAGAAAGGCCAAGAUUGGCAUUUGUGGACCUGUUGGAAGUGGCAAAUCCGCUUUCUUACAAGCACUAUUGGGAUGUGUAUGUUUUGUUAAUUUACAUUUUUACAAACUAAAUGACUUUAAGAUUAUUGUGUUACCUAAAAUUACAUUUGAAUAUUUUCAGAUGUCGAACGAUAAGGGACAAGUCUCAAUUGGAGGUACUGUUGGCUACGUGCCGUCUGUUCCUUGUGUCUUAAACGGAACUGUCAGAGAAAAUAUUCUGUUUGGUCAGCCUUUAAAUUCCCAAAGAUAUUCCAAAGUGAUAAGUGCAGCCAGUUUGACCAAAGAUCUCGAGACCUUACCCUGCAAUGAGAAGAGUGAAGUCGGAGAGCGAGGAUCUAAGCUGUCUGGAGGACAGAAGUGUCGAUUGGCAUUGGCAAGGGCUUUCUACGCUAAUCGUGAUAUCUACUUGCUUGAUGAUGUGUUCAGUUCGAUCAACAAAGAUGUCGCUCAGAGCAUCUUUGAGAAAGGAAUCAAGGAUUUUUUGGGUAACAAGACAGUGUUGUUGGUCACUUCUAACAGUAAAGUAAGUGCAUCUUGUUUAGUUUACUGAAAAAUUGUAAAAUUAGGUAAUAAAAUUGGUCUUUUUUAGUUUUUGGAAGAAUGUGACAAAGUAUUGUUCUUCUAUGAUGGUGGGAUAGUGGCAGAAGGAACUCACAAAGAGUUAGUGAAUAACAACGAACAAUAUUCGGAAUUCUUCAAGAGUCAUAUUCUUGUUGACUCUGAGGAAGUGGUUGAAGCAAAGGGUGUCAGCUUGAACAACAACAAUGAAAAAGGUAUUUAAAUCUUUUUUAGGCGUGCUUAAAUUCAUUAGUUUUAAAGGAUUCAUUGAUAUGUUAUACAUAAAGAAAAAUUAUAUAGAAUAUGUUAAUAUGGUUUCAAUCAUGUUGUUUUAGAAGAUGACUCUCAAGAAGCCGAAGAAGACUUUGGAACUCAAAAUAUAUCAAAAGAUGUGUACAAGUAAGCUUAUAUUGUCAAUAAUUAUUUGCUUUAGGGAGUACAUUCAAGCUGCUGGAGGAUUUGCAGUUUUGUUGAUGUUGUUAUGUGUCUUCGUAAUUAACGUUGGUGCUAAUAUAUUCGGAACCUUAUGGUUGUCUAUUUGGAUGAAAGACGUUCACGGAGUGGCUAGUCAUGGUCAGAAUUAUACCAGUCUAGCUGAUGAUUCUAACCUCAACUACUAUGCAUCGAUCUACGUAGCCUCGAUCGUUGUACUGUUUGUGUCUGGACUAGUAAAAGCCAUGGUAUUUGUUAAGGUAAGUAAUUUUGCAAUUCAAAAUAUUUCAAAAUUUAUUUAAUUUUGUAUAUAUUAUACAUUUAUUACAGUUGUCAAUCAAAGCCUCUACCAACCUUCACCUGCGGAUGUUGAAGAGUGUACUUCAUGGCGUGGUUAAGUUCUUUGACAACACUCCGACCGGUCGAAUUUUGAACAGAUUUUCCAAAGACGUUGAUGAAAGUAAGCUUCUUAAAGACGGUUUAAACAUAGAAAUCUUAAAUUAAUAGCAUAAUUUUAGGUAACAUUUGUUAAUUUUCUUUGAUUUUCAGUUGAUGUUAAACUGCCAUUUUCUGCUGAAGCUUUGUUACAGUAUUUCAUAACGUGUGCUGGACUGAUAUUGACGAUUAUUUGGGUAUUCCCUCUGCUUCUGGUCGCUUUCUUUCCACUUGCCCUUAUCUUCGUCAUGUUUUUCUUGUGUUUCCGGGCUGGGAUUAGGUGGUAAGUUUUAUAAUAUUGCAACCGUGCAAUACUUUAUUUGAUUUGAAGACUGUAGUAUGAAAACAUAUUUUUAGCCUGAAAAGAUCGGAAAAUGUGUCGCGAUCUCCAGUGUUUGACCACGUUACUUCGAGUCUUGAAGGCCUUUCUACCGUCCAUUCUUAUUCUCAGAACCAGCGUUUUGUGGAGAAUUUUAAAACCAAAUUGGACGACAAUUCGAGUAUGAUGUUCAUGUACCACUCGGCCAUGAGAUGGCAAGCUGUGUGGCUCGACCUUCUGGUUGUAGCCAUCUCAUUCCUCGUAUCUUGUUGCAUCGUCUUCUUGACCGGAAGUGUUCAGCCUUCUGACGCUGGAAUGGCGUUAGCCUUUGCUCUUCAAAUGAGUGGAAUCUUCCAGUUUGCAGUCAGAUCACAAACUGAAUUGGAAGCCAAGUUGACCUCAGUGGAGAGGGUUUCGUACUAUUACAAGGUGAGUAUUGAUAAUUUUGAUUGUUGUUAUUGAUCUCAACUUUCAGAAUAUUGAGCAAGAAAAGUGGGUUGAAGGAGAGGAGAUCAACCGAGAAUGGCCUCAAAAAGGCUCUUUAGAGUUCAAGGAUGUUACGUAAGUUCUUGAUUUUAUUUAAAAUUAAAUCUAUUAGAACUAGGCGAUUAUUUUACUUACUUUUUAAAAGUUUAAAUUCGUUUUGGAAAAAUUGAUGUUUAUGCUUCAGGCUGAGGUACCGCGAGGGAGCUGCUGCCGCUUUGAAGGAUGUGUCAUUCAUGUUGAAUGAUAAGGAUAAGGUGUUGGUGAUUGGCCGCACAGGGUCAGGGAAGUCGAGCAUUGUCAACGUGAUCUUCAGACUCUAUGACAUCGAGAAAGGAACGGUGCAAUACGAUGAUCUCGACAUUUCUAAGAUCCCGCUGCGAACUUUGAGGGAUUCGAUUACCGUAAUUCCUCAAGAUGGAGGACUUUUCAGUGGAUCCUUGAGAUUCAAUCUAGACCCCAAAGAGCAAUAUAGUGAUACUGACUACUGGGCAGCAUUGGAUAAGGUUGGCUUGAAAGACUUUGUACGUUUAAAAUUGUUUUAUACAAAAAUAGUUUUUGAAUAUUACUUUACAGUUUGAGUAAAUGAUUUAGUUUUGUUAUGUUUUCCAUUUUAGGUGAGUAGUACGAGCGAGAAACUGGAACUGAAGAUUGAAGACAGCGGAAAGAAUCUGUCUUCUGGACAACGACAGCUGGUGUGCUUAGCAAGAGCGCUUCUGAGGUAACAAUACAUUACAUUUCUUUUUGGAAUGACAUUUUAAAAUAACACUCCAUGCCUACUUUAACAACAACUGUUUAGGAAGUCGAAGUUGGUGGUGUUGGACGAAGCUACCUCGAACUUGGAUGUAAAGUCAGAUGUUCUGCUCCAGAAGAUCAUCAGAGAAACCUUUAGCGACUUUUCAGUAAUGGUCAUAUCUCAUCGGCCAGAGAACUCAUUCGAGGUGGAUCGAGUGCUGAAGGUGGAGGACGGCGAGGUACGACCAUAAAACUGUAGUAAAAGGAAUGCUUUUACAAGUGCUAAUCUUAUCUUUCAGACUCACAUCAGCGACGCUUCCUCCAACGUUUCGAGCUAA